Messenger RNA from Acanthaster planci (crown-of-thorns starfish), 2656 nucleotides. RefSeq lists its product as uncharacterized. Gene Ontology annotation, molecular function: protein binding. The record is from RefSeq and is a predicted model, not a curated record. Lineage: Eukaryota; Metazoa; Echinodermata; Asteroidea; Valvatida; Acanthasteridae.
GCUCUUUAAUUUUUUCCCCCUCCCUAAAAAUCCCCAGAUUGCCACCCCCCGGUAAUUUUUGUUCUCGAACCUUGAAUAAGCACCCGAUACCCCUCUUACUUGGGAAAAAACUGCCGUUGAUAUAUGUAUGCAAAAUAUUACUCUUGCUUUCAACGGCAAAUCGGUGAAAGUUAAUCAGCUGGGUAUUGGCUUGUAGCCAGAUUUUUGGCCACCAUCAUUGGGGAAUUCCCUUUUUUGCUGCAGCUACAGCGCGAGUGGUGAGAAAUCCUUUCUGCGAGUGGGCUGACGUGACAUGAUGCCCAGGAAGGACCAGCUUGCGUACGCGUGCUAGCUGUCAGUGGCUUUCAAGGCAAAACCACACCUACUAAGUGAAUGACACCACGGUGACACCGACAGUGAUUAUGGACCAAAUUUUCGUGGAGUUCAAGUCUCAUUUUGGUUAAAUUUGUUCAGCAGCCGAUCGAUGACACUGUAGUAGGAGUUUGGAGAAUCUGCUGUAUGCAUGAUACGGGUCUGAGCAAUCAGCACCUCAUCAGUGAGCUGUGAUAUGGCAUUUAAUCAGCUUUUCCCAUACAGGGCUUUCAUGAGCCCACGUCGUGACUGGCUUGAUUCGGACUCGGAGGAAGACAAUCUUGUUGAGGUGCUUUGUCGCAGGCAACUUCUAUCUCACAUGCUGAGAAACUCUCUCUGGCCCCAAACGCAUGAAGACUCACCUCAAGAGAGUUCUGCUACUGAUGAUGAUCUUUCCAACCAAGACACUGAUCUUUCACAACAGCUGGCAUGCUACUUCAACAAUACAAAGUUCAGUGAUGUCAAAUUCAAGGUGGGAGAAAACAUCUUCCACGCCCACAAGGUGAUUCUUUGCUCUUGGAGUGAUGCUCUUCGGGAGAUGUUCAUCAAUUGUGGGAGGACAUCGGCACCAGUUAGGCUAGGAGGUCAUAAUGAAGGAGCUAGCAAUGAUUAUCUGUCCGAGGAGAUUACCUUGGAAGAACCCACACAGAACACUCAGGUCUUUGCAGACUUCCUGAAGUUCAUGUACACUGAGACAUUGGAUCUGACCGAGAGAAAUGUGUAUCCACUCUUUGAGCUUGCCAAGAAGUAUAAGGUCCAGGAUCUCUCUGAUGUCUGUCAGACAUUUCUGAUGGAGAAGGUGUCUAAUGACAAAGACGCUGCUCUUAGGAUGAUCAGUAAGGCUGAAAAGAUUGGGAUGACCGAGCUGUAUGAACACUGCUUCAGUGUGCUUGAGAACAAUUUUGAGUUUCUCCCUCGAGCCAGCCUGUUCAACAUCUGCCCCAAAUUGUUCCUAAGGCUUCUUGGAAGCUCAAAGCUGGUAGUACCCUCUGAAGCUAAGGUCUUGGCAUGUGCUUGUGCUUGGUUAAUGAACAAAGAGAACGUUGAGCACAGGACGUACACACAGCAGGUCCUUUCCCUGAUACGGUUUCCUCACACAUCACCAUCAGUACUUAAAGAGACCACUUCAAUGCUAUUUCAAAGUUCAAAGAUAUACCCAGCAUUAAAACAGGCCCUUCAAAGAGUGCUGCCUGGGAUAUAUGAGUGGAAGGUGCUGGCUCCUGACAAUGUCUUCAGUAAACUACCCUACCAUGUCCGGUUUGCUGCUUUCUCACGACACUACACUGAGCUACGUUACUACAUCGGCAGUAGGUACUUGUACAAUCAACUGAAGUUGCAUGCAGUUCACUCCAAGCAACAUCUUCGUCUAGGAGAGGGCAAUGGGGCAAAUGCCAUUACCGUGAAAGUGGUGGGAGUAUCUGCAAACAAUGUCUGUGAAGAGCCACGAGAAGAUACAAAGAACUGGUCACUUCAAGGUGUCACCUUCUACGACAAAAACUCUGAGCAGUGGGGCAUACGGUAUCAUCUUAAACCGAGAUACACUCUUCCAAUUGAGAAUGCAAAAGGAUGCUUAAGGUUUAUAUUACUGACUGUAUUAGAAGGCCAAGAUACGGCCCAUCCUAUUGUUUGUACUUUGGAAGACAAUAUUCCAAACUUCGGGCAGGACCAAAAAUUCACUGUCACCCUCUCUCCACAGCUCCUGAAACUAAAAAAGCAGCCAGUCGAAGUGGAAGUCAGUGUCACCAUCUACAUGAAAUUAAGGUACAGGAAUAUGAGGAAUGUCAGAUUACACAUGCCAGCAGAUAUUGUCAAGAGGCACCAGAAGCAUCAAGGUGAGCAAAAAAUGAAGGAUAAGCCCUGUGGCAACUCAGCAGUGUGACUGCCAGCUUCCAGAAACAAUCUUCCCCAUUUGUUCAAGGCCAAAAUAACAUACGGCUUCUUCCAAGACCUGAAAUGUGAUCCGUACUAGACAAAUGGAGGCUUAAAAUGUUCCAAAAACAUCCAACUGGCAUGACAAAAUUCAAGCCCAAUUUCGAAAGGCCUGGAAACUUGAUAGUAUCCAGGUUUUGGAUCGGUUGGGAGCAGCGGAAGUAGCAAGUCAAUUUUUGCAAGUCCAAGUCAAGUCGCAAAUCAUUUGAGCACAGGCCAAGUCAAGUCACUAGUCAGUUGCUUAAGUUAAAGUAUUUGUAUCCAAGUACAAGUCAAGUUAUGCGAUGUGUGAUUUCACGCCACUGCCAAGUGAUUCAGGCAUGGCCUUGUGGGUAGAAGUUGCAAGCCAAAUAAAGUUUUAUUCUGAUUAUUUUAA